Molecule: messenger RNA, 2296 nt
Organism: Boeremia exigua
Lineage: Eukaryota; Fungi; Ascomycota; Dothideomycetes; Pleosporales; Didymellaceae
Product: heterokaryon incompatibility protein-domain-containing protein
Exons: 1
Coding region: 23-2032 (669 amino acids)
Source: RefSeq, a predicted model, not a curated record
UGCUAUUGCACCCUGCACCUCGAUGGAUGUUGAUGCACCAUCACCAGCCAUUGCUUCAGUGUUCUCAGAGCCUGUUGAUGAGACCUCGAUUCGUCUUCUCCGGUUCUCGCAGCCUGAAGAUGGCGUCUUUGUUGGAAAACUGCAAAAGUUUCGGCUCGCCAGCGCCCCUCACUACUACACGGCCAGUUAUGUAUGGGGUGAGCGCAAAUACACGGACACGUCCAUGCACUUGAAGUCAGGAACCCUCCCAGUGCUCAGUAGCCUCGCCCCCUUCAUCCACAUGGUCACCCACCACAAAGAUUUUCAGCCCGCAGACUGGUGGUGGAUUGAUUCGCUGUGCAUAAACCUCCAGGAUGCUCAAGAGCGAGAAAAGCAAGUGCGCAUUAUGGCGGAGAUCUACAGGAAGGCCAGAAGAGCCAUUGUCUGGUUAGGCGAAGAGAAGGAAGACGGUAGUGAUUGCACGACUGCGAUUGACUUUCUACACUUCCUCUCUAGCAUGCAGAUUGCCUUCAAGGGCGAUGAGAUUGCCAUGCGCAACAGCCUUGAGAACCCCGACUUUGCUGCAAAAUGUGUAGCUGUCAGCGACCUCCUUGCACGGCCUUGGUGGACGCGUGUUUGGACCCUGCAAGAGUUCGUCCUACCUAAGGAAGCGAAGUUGUACUGCGGAACGGCGAGCAUCAGCCGAGGAAAGUUCAAGAGUGCCAUCUACAGCAUCUUCCUUUGCAGUACCAUCAGUAAUGAUUUUGAACAUGAGCUUGUCCCUCGAAAGCUGUUCGAUGUUGCUUUCAACCGUCGCCGUAUACACCAAUGGCAUACCAAGCCAGCCGCAGUCGGCAUCAACCUCAUUGCCAUCAUGGCUUCCUUGGGCAAUCACUCUGCCACUGAUAGUAGAGACCGCGUUUACUCCGUACUCGGUCUCAUCACAGAUCAAGAUCGUGCGCUCAUCGGACCCGCUGAAUACUCUACCAGCACCCAGCACCAGUUUGCUAGGCUUGUUCGCUCCUUUUGGAAUGUGCGCAGAUCUCUAGACAUCGUAUGCUUUAUGCAUAUAUUCAGCCGAGAAGCUGCAGCAAGUGACCCAGGUCUGAGCGAUGCGGUGCCAACAUGGGCUCCUGAUUGGCGAACCACAAUCGACUUUUCUUCCCCUGUGCCGCUCAUGGCAAGUCAAAGUUCAAAUGAGCACAUCGGUAACUUCAGACCGCUUCGAUCCAUUCGUUGGAAAGCGACAUAUGACGCUCCGGGGUCACAUCUGCGAAAAAGGGCAGAUGUCCACUUCACGGACGACCUUACAGGACUUCAGUGCAACGGAGUGUUGUUGGAUACCAUACAUGGUCUGGGAGGGCUAGAUGCAACGGAGCUGCGAUGCCGGAGUUUCGUCUGUAAAGAUGCCGGUCACUAUCUGCUACAGUCCAACAAAGCCCAGCCCAGCGCCCCAAGAGCUGUAAUGCAACCCACAGACUGGCUCGAAGCUAUUGCCCGCUCUCUCGUAAUUGAUCGACAAGACAAAUAUCUCUGCUUCCAAGCACCAGUACAUUAUUUCACCGAUUUUCUCUUUCUCUGUCAUGCUUGUAUUGACGGUCAUCCCGUUGAUUGGAGCUUUUCGACAUGGUUCGAGCACAACAGAGAUCUAAGAUUCGGCGACUACACUCUGGAAAAUCUCAUCAGUCAAGUCCCCUCCGAAGAUACAUCACCUCCGCCAAUACUUCACAGACCUUCUUCGCAUCCUACGCAUCAAAUGAAUGACAAGCUUGACACCUUCCUAUCACGUUUUCAUGAUACUGUGCGCAAGAAAUCGCGCAGGCUGAUGGUUACUGAAGAAGGCAUCGUCGGCGUGGCACCGUGUCGUGCAAAGCCCGGUGACAUGGUGGUCAUCAUCUACGGGUGCAGUAUCCCGCUCGUCUUGAGAAUGGAUCCUUCGCUAGAAGCGUGGCAAGUUCUCGGUGAAGCGUACGUACACGGUUAUAUGAACGGCGAAGUUUCGAAUUUGGUCAGGAGGGGAAAGAAGGCAACUCAGAGUAUUCGACUCGUGUGAUGUUUUCGGAUCAAUGGCGGAACUCUUACCACACACAUUUUAUCUAUCUCCACCCUAUACCUCAUUUUGGACCAAUGCCGAAGAGGUCGACCUCUCGAUCAUGCACCCAAAUACCAUGGCCAAGGAUCUGGCCAGUCCACCUUUCGAAACUGGCUCCAAUAGCCAGUACAGUCCAGCCGAAUCCUACGAGGCGCCAGAACAUCCCGUCUCUGAAACCGCACUUUUUGCCAAAUUCUAUGAGGUGAUCUUCGACAAAGAUGAUGA